Molecule: messenger RNA, 2314 nt
Organism: Myiozetetes cayanensis
Lineage: Eukaryota; Metazoa; Chordata; Aves; Passeriformes; Tyrannidae
Gene: SLC35F2
Product: solute carrier family 35 member F2
Exons: 8
Coding region: 1-1203 (400 amino acids)
Biological process (GO): transmembrane transport
Cellular component (GO): membrane
Molecular function (GO): transmembrane transporter activity
Source: RefSeq, a predicted model, not a curated record
AUGGAGGAGGCGGCCGCGGCUGCCGGGGCACCGCCGCCCGGGGCUGCGGCGGCCGCUGCUGCUGAUGCUGCUGCUGUGGCCGAGCCCCCGCCCGGGGCCGCCGCUCCCGCCCCGCGCCGGCUGCUGGCGCUGCUCGGGGCCAAGCUCUGUACCUGGCAUAUUUUGAAAACGAUAAUUCUGGGCCAGAUGCUCUCUUUGUUUAUCUGUGGGACUGCUGUUACAAGCCAGUACCUAGCAGAAAAAUACCAAGUGAAUACUCCAAUGUUUCAAAGUUUCAUCAAUUAUGCUUUGCUGCUUCUGGUUUAUACAACAACGCUGGCAUUUAGGACUGGUGGUGACAGUCUUUGGCAAAUUUUGAAACAGAGGUGGUGGAAGUAUAUUUUUUUGGGAGUGGCUGAUGUUGAAGCCAAUUACAUGAUUGUAAGAGCCUACCAAUAUACAACCCUCACAAGUGUGCAGCUGCUGGACUGCUUUGGGAUUCCUGUGCUGAUGGCUUUGUCAUGGUUCAUUCUCCGAGCAAGAUACAGGCUGAUACAUUUUAUUGCUGUUGCCGUCUGUUUGCUUGGUGUAGGAACAAUGGUGGGUGCAGACAUUUUGGCAGGGAGGCAGGACAGUGAAGGUAGUGACGUGGUGAUUGGAGAUGUCUUAGUGCUUCUUGGUGCUUCUUUGUAUGCCAUUUCUAAUGUGAGUGAGGAAUACAUUGUGAAAAAUCUGAGCAGAGUGGAGUUUCUAGGAAUGGUGGGCUUGUUUGGGACUAUUGUCAGCGGUCUACAGCUAGCCAUUGUGGAACAUAAGGAGAUAAUGAGAAUUCAGUGGAACUGGAAAGUUGCACUGUUGUUCACAGUCUUUGCCCUGUGCAUGUUUGGGCUGUACAGCUUCAUGCCAGUUGUCAUUAAAGUUACUAGCGCAACCUCAGUCAACCUGGGUAUUCUGACUGCAGAUCUCUACAGUCUGUUCUUCGGGCUUUUCCUUUUCUAUUACAAGUUUUCAGGUCUUUAUAUCCUGUCCUUCGUUAUCAUCAUGGUGGGCUUCACCUUGUAUUGCUCCACUCCAACUCGGACAGCAGAACCCACUGCCUUGCCACAACCUGAGAGCACUGGCUUGGACAAUGCUGGACUAAAGCUUGAGGAGAGUGACACUGAAACUCCAACCGUAACUGUGCAGUUCACAAGAGGAGAAACUGUGGUGGUCAGCACUGAUUAAAGAAAUGGCAGCAUUUCAAACAGAGCUUCUUUUUUAAUCACCAAAUUUCCCUGAAAUAUUAAUCCAGAGAGUUGUCCUACUGCCAAAGCAUGUGUCAUGCUGCGCUGGUUUUAAUGCACUGGAUAGACUUUUAAGGCCAGAUCUUCAAUCAGUGAAAUUAUUGAUUUGCCCUUGCAGAAAAUCUGGCCCUUAGAAGAAGACAGAUUAGUAUUUAUGUGGAGUCUCUGGAAAGUUAGAGACCGUUAUUUUUAAAUGCUUAAUUAACUUAACAACAAAUGCUUGGGAAAAAAAACUAAACCAAAGCAAGCUCUCAGGUCACUAAGUGGAGCAAAAUAUGUUUUAUAUUGCAUUAGGGACUUAAAUCUGCAUGAUGCUUUCAGAGGGCUUUGUGGUUUCCACCCCUUGGUGCUGAGUACCCUCAAGUAGCAUCUUGCAAAAGCCAUUCAGCUUCUCACAGGACCUAGUUCUGCAAGCUGUAUUCCAUACAUACACCUUCCACAUGCUGAUGGACUUAAUUCCUCUACUGCAGGAUUUGCUUCCUACAUUCUGCCCAAAUGUUCAUCUCUUCAUAUUGCUGCACUUCCUCUCGCAGCUGAGGAGGCUAAGUGUAUUUUGUUUUGAAUUUUGCUAGUAAGGGAAGUUUGAAUAUGUGUUUUUAUAGUGCCUUCUAUUUCUCUCUCAGUGGCCUUUUGUUUGCUGCAUUCCCACUAGGUGGGGGAGGCAAAAGCAGGCCCUUGCUCUGUUCAGUAAGAACUGAAUGUGGGUUUCUUUCUGGGGUGAGACAGCAAAAAGUUUUGAACUGAAGUUCACCUCUCAGUGAAUUUCUUCAUGAAACAGGAUACAUUUCUGCUGGAAGAGUUGAAUAAAAUUGACAUUUCUUGAAAAAAUUGAAUCGUCUUAGCCAACUCUCAUUGCAACAAUAAUGACGUGGUAUCCAAAAGGUUAAGUGCUUUCAGUAGAUACACUGGCAGUUUUCCUCCCCUUCUUCAUAUUUACAAUAAAUGAUUAAAAACCACAAAACUGCAGUUUUUAACAUCAGCAAAAACAUACUGGAGUUUUAUUUUACUUUAUAUUUUGUAUAAACCUUUGGAUUUCAGGUGUAUGAAUUAAA